AUGUUGCAUAUAAUCUAUGUAUCCAUCGGACAUGGCUUCAUGGGUACCGGACGUUUUGAUGGUGUCUUUCGUCUGCUUUCUCUCGCUGAGCCACACUGAUCAGGCUAAAACAAAUUGGGAGUUGACGAGAAAGGAAAAUUCCAGAUUCGAACAGCAACUUAUAAACCUCAAGAAGUCUGCAAUCAAAAGCAUUCAUGAGGACGGAGACAUAUAUGAGUGUAUUGAUUUUUACAAACAACCAGGUUUUAAUCACCCAUUUUGGAAGAAUACUACAAUUCAGAUGAAACUUAAAUUAUUUAUGGAUGCAAUGAAAACCAAAACGAGUACUUUAUCAUCGAAUAUUGGGUUAAAAAGUGGAGGUUGUCCUUAUGGAACAGUUCCAAUUAUGAGAGUUGAUGAAGAUGACUUGGCAAGACUCAAAAUAAAUUCAAAGAUAUAUCUGCGCCCAAAUAUGGAUGAAGAACCCGGAUAUCAUUAUGCAAUACUUGGAACAAAACCCGAUCCAACUAGGAAGAUUGAUGGAAUUCAAGCAUUCUUCAGUAACUUCCUCCCUAAAGGAGUCGAUGGAUCUCAAUACAGUUCAUUUCGCAUGACACUUUCAAACGGCCUUGACAGUUUAAAAGCGGGAUUUAUGGUAAAUCCCUUGCUAUUCAAAGACGACAAAAUUCGACUAUUUACGCAUCUUGUGAUGGAUGGAAGAACACAAUGUUUUAAUCAACAAUGCCCUGGAUAUAUACAACUCAGUUCUCAAAUACCACUAGGCUGGCCUCUUCAGAAUAUUUCAAUUGCAGGUGGAGAGCAAUAUGCCACAAAAUUGAGACUCGUCAAGGAUUAUAUAAGUACAAGCUGGCCAAGUACUUCAACGGAAUUAAUGUGGAAGUUACUACUUAAUGAAGAGAGUGUUGCCAUUGGGUUUUGGCCGACGACAAUAUUUGGGCAACUGAGUGAGUUUGGAAAUGAAGCUGAUUGGGGAGGAGAAGUGUACAGUCCAUUGGACCAAUCAAGUCCUGCCAUGGGUACUGGCAUUCGUCCACGCUGGAAAAAAUGGGACCCAAACUACUCAGCUCAUAGUCGGCUUGUAGCAAUUGCAUAUGGGGGGAAUUCACAAUCUGAAUUCAUAAAUCCAAACGAUGCAGAGGUAUAUGAAUCUGAUCCAAAAUCAUAUAGUAUUCUCGAUAUUGGAUAUGUUAAGAAUGAAAAUAUUGGACGUGUGAUUAUAUAUGAUGGUCCCGGUGGAUUAAUAAAGCCUAGUGCUUAAAAACAUUUUAUGUUUUUC
Juglans microcarpa x Juglans regia is the source of this 1276-nucleotide messenger RNA. RefSeq lists its product as uncharacterized. Bases 17 to 1258 code for a protein of 413 amino acids. Lineage: Eukaryota; Viridiplantae; Streptophyta; Magnoliopsida; Fagales; Juglandaceae. The transcript has 7 exons. The record is from RefSeq and is a predicted model, not a curated record.